UACAUAAGUACCCAUAAGUUCAAAGUGUCUGAAGCGGACAAAGUGGCGAUCAGGCCGACAUAUGAGAAAUAUCGUUAUGAGACCCCCGGAGACGAUGUGUAUGAUGACGAGUAUGAUGACGGCUAUGAACAGAAGGAGUUCACCGUAGAGCCACUAAACGCGCAAAUUUCAUCGGAUGAAAGUGAAGGGGAAUCGACAGAUGAGCCGGUAGUAGGAGACGCGGGCAAACCCAGAGGAGGUGGACGGAGGCCGACAGUACAGAAAUACUACCCGCGCACCCAGCUAAUAUUUCUGCAGGUGGUUCGAAUAACAACGCCAAGAAUGCUAGUGAUACCGGAGCAGAACACUUCGCGUGGCUCCUCCUACACUGGUGGUCGACAACGCCAAAUGAAGGAGCGUCACAAAAAUGCGUUCAAGCAACGAGGAGCUGACCGAAAAAUGCGUGGCGCAUACUAG
Ostertagia ostertagi is the source of this 456-nucleotide messenger RNA. The record is from the annotation of a GenBank genome assembly. NCBI's taxonomy places the organism in Eukaryota, Metazoa, Nematoda, Chromadorea, Rhabditida, Trichostrongylidae.